AUGGCAAACAGAAGAACCCUCAACGAGCAGACACAUGGUUCCGGUCGCAAGGGCGCUUUGAGCGUCUCUUCGGUACUUUCUAAUUCCUCAUCGAAUACAAACCUGGCCCCUUUCGAAGGCUUAGCGCCGGAUGAAGUGUCGUUCAUAGAAGCAAUCAUUUCUCGGGUUAACCCAGCCGUCACGACGUUUGUCCCAGUAUUCAAGGCUUAUCAAGACGAAUUUGAAGAGUGUGGGCGAAGUGCAUCCGAUGACCAGUUUUACUACAACUUGCUGUUGAAGCUGGGUAUGAUUCGCGCGGAAAACUGGCACGAGAAAUGGAGGAUAGCUCGACUAUCAGACAAGGCGGAAAGUACCAACCCAAGGACGACGAAGACGAUGCUUUUACCCUUCACUUCGCAAGCUGGCUCGGCCACGAACAAUACUUCCCCAGGUUAUAAGGCUCUAGUCACACCGAAACAACCAAAAGCGACUCGUACAAACUAUCUCGAUUCACAGACGGAAUCCACUCAACCUUCCUCGUCCAAUACACGAGGACUCUCCUCUAUCCUUCGGGAAUCUGGCCAUCGUCGGUCUUCAUCAGCAACCACCAAAUACGAAGAAAAUGCCAUUGAGAUUGACCGACCUACACACGUUAAAUCCAAACAAGCAGGCGUCCGUUCCACCGCACCAAGAUUGUCUUCAACAUCUUCGAAGCCAGUGUCGACAAGAGAUGAUGCUGAGACGUGGAGAAUAAUCGAAAUGGAGCGAGAUGCAGACUUGUUCCGACGCGAGUCUCUCAUGGCUCGGUGUCUCGACGUCUGGAUCAAAGGGCUCAAGUGGGUAGAAGCCACGUCUACACAACUGGAUAAUGCCCGGACUGAGUUCUUACUCCGAUCUAUCCUAAAUAUAUGGCGAGUCAAGGCGGAAGCUGCGAUGAAAGAGACCAAAAAGGCCUCUGUCAUGCAUCGCUUGCGAGUGUUAAACUCGGCUCUGUUCACUUGGAGGCGUCGCGCAUGGGAGAAACGCCGACAGAGAUGGGCCAAGGACAUGCGAGGUCUCAUGACGGUCAUGCAAAGCAAGGUUCAGCAACGACUGCUACAGCAAUACCUUCUGUAUUGGAGACAGGCCCAGACGAUUCGCUCCACGGGACGUCAAUACGAUGCAGGACUUCUUCGUCGGUCUCUCAUCACUUGGUGCAGUCGGUUGCGGCGUUUAUCGGACUUGAGUCGCGACGCAGACAAGCUGAAGGAAAUUAACAAUGCCGUCGUAAUUGAAAAGGCACUGGCAACCUGGAAGCGUCAAACUCACUUUAGGAUUGUCACAAACCUAUUGAGGAAGCGGCAGUCGGAACGCAUCCAGUGGCAAUAUCUUCAAUUCUGGCAGCAGAAGACUCAAAUCUAUUCCGUAGCUGGAGGCUUUAGUGACGCUCGAAUCCUUCGUGAGACUCUACGGAAGUGGGUUCGCAGAAGGGCUCGGUUGCAGUAUAUGGAACGCCGAGCAAUUGCACAUCAAAACAAGCCUCUCGUCCGUGCCGUCGUUCAUAUAUGGCUCACAAAAUCCCGCCUACAAAAGUGUUUAAUCAUACAGAACCACCGUGUAUUGUCCAAGGCACUCGAUGCGUGGAUUGCGCGACUCCAGCAACAUCGCGACAUGCAGCAGCAGGCUCUGGUCUUCCGACACCAGCACGACAGUAGACUGCUCGGUGACUAUACCAGGAAAUGGGCCCUCGAGUUAGCCUCUCAAAUGCGUUUGGAGAGAAGGGCCCGACGAUACUAUGAAUCGACCCAAAAGGCUAUGACUUUGAUCCGCUGGCGAACAAAGAUGAAACAGAAUGCACGAGCGGGCAAGAAUGCCAAGUUGGCUCGUCGCAUCUUUCUCGAGAGGAUGGUUUGGCAGAGAUGGAGAGAGGCAUUUGAACGCAAACAAACGGAAAGAAAACUGGCAAUGUUUGUCAAUCAUCGCCUUGGCGUCAUCAUCAAGAGAUGGUCCUCCAAAGCGAAAGCGAUGAGAAACCUGAAGAGAAAGGGAGAGGUUGUGCUUCUUACUCAGCAAUCACGAAUACUACGCGAGGCAUUGAGGGCAUGGACCCUGCGUGUGGUUUUCUUGAAAGAUCGAGAGUACAGUAUCCUGCAAGCGCGCAAGGAAAAGCUCCUUCAUCACUUCUUUAUCAAGUGGAGGAGAUCGUUGGAUCAGCAUAGGGAGAAUACCAGCUUAAUGCAAAGUUUCCAAGAUGUCCGCAGAGAAGACCUGAUCCGCCGUGUCCUUGGUCAAUGGCGACAUGCAACACGGCGACAGCGAUCUCUUCUGGUCAGAGAGGAAGAGUUUAAGAAGGCCAUAUUGCUUCAAGCACUUGAAAAAUGGCGAGACAAAUUCUUGGAGAUUAGUCUUCAGCCAAUUGAGUCGGAUGUUUUGAUGUUAUCGCAGACAAACCUAUUAUUCAAGAUGUUCCGUCUCUGGGAAGCUCGAACCACCUCGGUACCGGCAAUCCGCUUUCGUGCCUAUUACUUACGAGCACAUGCUUGGGCAAAGUGGAAGGCGGCUAUGCCUGGUGCAAUGAAGCGCAAAGAGGCCAGAGAACACGACCAGCGCAAACUUGUUGGUCGUGCAUUCGCCAGAUGGAAAGAAAAGUACAGGUCAAAGAUAGCUCUCAAGGCUGUCGCCCGAGCGCGAUACUUGCGUCUUCCACCCGCCCCACCCAAGCCUUCCACAUCUCGCCUCAGUAUCGGAAUACCAAAGAAUCCUCCAAGGUCCUAUCGUUCCGCCAGCCCAGAACGAGAGCCUGUUUCACGACGUGUGUCAGCAGUAUUUCCCCCUCGAGCAGAAUCGAACCGUGCACCCAGUCCUACUUCCACCAAGGGUAGUCUUACUGGAUUGGAUCUUCCUAAAAGGAGACCGCUGUUUGGUGCACCAUCGAGUAUUGAAGAUCCCGCUCAUCGCUAG
This is a messenger RNA of Serendipita indica DSM 11827, 2919 nucleotides long. The record is from the annotation of a GenBank genome assembly. NCBI's taxonomy places the organism in Eukaryota, Fungi, Basidiomycota, Agaricomycetes, Sebacinales, Serendipitaceae.